GCGGCAUGGAGAGCCUGCUGGAGAACCCGGUGCGUGCCGUGCUCUACCUCAAGGAGCUCACGGCCAUCGUGCAGAACCAGCAGAGCCUCAUCCACACCCAGCGCCAGCGGAUAGACGAGUUGGAGCGGCGACUGGACGAGCUCAGCGCCGAGAACCGCAGCCUGUGGGAGCAUCAGCAGCUGCUGCAAGCCCAGCCUCCGCCCGGGCUCGUCCCCCCGCUGCCGGCUCCCCCGGCCGCCGCCGCCGGGGCCCAGGAGCCGCUCCAGAACCACGGACAGCUCUCGCCCGCCGCGCCGCCGCCCGCGCCGGAGCAGCUGCCUCUUCAGCACCACGGACAGCUCCUGGUGCAGCCGCAGCCGGGCCCCAGCAGCAGGGCACACGCGCCCCAGUCGCCCCACCAGCACCCGGUGGCACCCGGGGCUGUCGCCGACAAGGAAAAGGAGCGCCCCCCGAGUUGCUGCGCCGCCGCUGGGACCCUCCUUCAACACAAAUCCCCCGCCGCCCUCGGCAAGGGCGUCCUGACCAGGAGACCUGAGAAUGAGACUGUGCUGCACCAGUUCUGCUGCCCCGCUGCUGACGCCGAGCAGAAGCCCACCUGCUCCGACCUGGCCUCCCACAGUGACGGCUCCUGCGCCCAGGCCGGUGGGGGCAUGGAGGCCUCCGUGGUGGCAGCGGCGGCGGUGGCAGCCGGCAGACCCAGUGCCCAUGCCCCGAAGGCUCAAGCCCAGGAGCUGCAGGAGGAGGAGGAGCGGCCUGGGGCGGGGGGUGCCUCCCCUCAGGCUGGCCCCCAGCGCGCGGCCUCCCCCCGCCAGCAGCAGCCUGCCCUGGCGACGGCGCUCUGCUCCCACACCCCUGGCGCCUCCGAUUACGAACUCUCCCUUGACCUAAAGAAUAAACAGAUUGAAAUGCUAGAACACAAGUACGGGGGCCACCUGGUGUCCCGGCGCGCCGCCUGCACCAUCCAAACUGCCUUCCGCCAGUAUCAGCUCAGCAAGAACUUCGAGAAGAUCCGCAACUCGCUCCUGGAGAGCCGCCUGCCUCGGCGGAUCUCCCUGCGCAAGAUGCGGGCGCCCACCGCCGAGAGCCUGGCGGCGGAGAAGGCGCUCAUGGAGGGCUACGGCCUCAUGGGGCUGCCGCUGGUGCGCUCGCCCUCCCUGCCGCCCGCCUUGGCGGGCACGCUCACCGAGCUGGAGGACUCCUUCACGGAGCAGGUGCAGUCCCUGGCCAAGUCCAUCGACGACGCGCUCAGCACCUGGAGCCUCAAGACCAUGUGCUCCCUGCAGGAGAGCGGCGCCUACCAGCUCCACCAGGCGCUGCACGCGGGCGCGGGGCCGCCCGGCCUGGAGGCCGAGCUCCUCCGGGAGGCCGAGGGCGCCGGCCCGGGGCUGGCCGAGGGGGCCGCUGAGGCCGCCGGCCUGCCCCCGGGCCACAGCGGGACGCUCAUGAUGGCUUUCCGGGACGUCACCGUGCAGUUCGCCAACCAGAACAUCUCCGUCUCCUCCUCCACCGCGCUGUCGGUGGCCAACUGCCUGGGCGCGCAGACCGCGCCGGCGGCCAGCUCGGAGCCCGCGGCCGGCAGCGGUGAGCCGGGUCAGGCCGGCGAGCAGGGGGCCUCUGCGGUCCCAGCCGAACACCCGUGUGCCGAGGCAGAGGCGGGGCCAGCCGGGGGCCUGCUCGCCGCCGACCGCUCGGAGACAACCGAGGCCGGGCUGGAGGAGGCAGAGGAGGGCGAAGUGGGGAAAGGGACGGAGGUCGAGGCCGAGGCUGGCGACAACUCCGAGCAGCUAAGCAGCAGCAGCACGUCCACUAAGUCAGCCAAGUCCGGCUCGGAGGUGUCGGCCAUGGCCUCCAAGGAGGCCCUGCAGGCCAUGAUCCUGAGCCUGCCGCGCUACCACUGCGAGAACCCUGCCAGUUGCCAGUCGCCCACGCUCUCCACCGACACCCUGCGCAAGCGGCUCUACCGCAUCGGCCUCAACCUCUUCAACAUAAACCCGGACAAGGGCAUCCAGUUCCUGAUCUCGCGCGGCUUCAUCCCGGACACCCCGAUCGGGGUGGCCCACUUCCUUCUCCAGCGGAAGGGCCUCAGCCGCCAGAUGAUCGGAGAGUUUCUGGGCAACAGCAAGAAGCAGUUCAACCGUGACGUGCUGGACUGCGUGGUGGACGAGAUGGACUUCUCCGGCAUGGAGCUCGACCAGGCCCUGCGGAAGUUCCAGGCGCACAUCCGAGUGCAGGGCGAGGCCCAGAAGGUGGAGCGGCUCAUUGAGGCCUUCAGCCAGCGCUACUGCAUGUGCAACCCUGAGGUGGUGCAGCAGUUCCACAACCCGGACACCAUCUUCAUCCUCGCCUUUGCCAUCAUCCUCCUCAACACUGACAUGUACAGCCCCAACAUUAAGCCUGACCGGAAGAUGAUGCUGGAGGACUUUAUCCGAAACCUGCGCGGUGUGGAUGAUGGCGUUGACAUCCCCAGGGAGCUGGUGGUGGGCAUCUAUGAAAGGAUCCAACAGAAGGAGCUCAAGUCCAAUGAGGACCAUGUCACGUAUGUCACCAAGGUGGAGAAGUCCAUCGUGGGCAUGAAGACAGUGCUGUCGGUGCCCCACCGACGCCUGGUCUGCUGCAGCCGGCUCUUUGAGAUUCUCAAACUCUGUCCAAAGAAGAAGAGCUCGUCCACCUACACCUUCUGCAAGUCGGUCGGCCUGCUGGGCAUGCAGUUCCACCUCUUUGAGAACGAAUAUUACUCUCACGGCAUCACGCUGGUGACCCCGUUCUCGGGCUCGGAGAAGAAGCAGGUGCUGCACUUCUGUGCCCUGGGCUCGGACGAGAUGCAGAAGUUCGUGGAGGACCUGAAGGAGUCCGUCGCCGAGGUGACGGAGCUGGAGCAGAUCCGGAUAGAGUGGGAGCUGGAGAAGCAGCAAGGAGCGAAGUCCCUUUCCUUCAAGUCCGGGGGAGCCCAGGUGGACCCACAGUCCAAGCAAGGCUCGCCCACAGCCAAGAGGGAUGCUGCGGGGGCGGCAGCGGCGACAGCGGUGCUGGGGGAGAAGCCUGCGGAGAGCACGGUGGAGGUAUUAAUCAAUGCCUCCCCAGCCCGACUCACCAUUUUACCAAUUUCAAGAGAUACAAUUAAAAGUUACUGCUAGCAUGGGUAAUGCCACUGUUCCCACGCCUAAUUAAGCUGCCAGCACUAUCUACCCCUCUCCUCCCUGCCCUGCCCCAGCCAGUUGCCCUCCAAGGCUACCCUCCCAGACUAAGGCCGAGGACUGGCCCACACCUCCCUCCACGAAAGCGUGCGCAGGCUCCCCUAAGGCCACGUUCCCCAGCAAACUGCUUGUUGCCCGUGAUUUCCCACCCACCCACCUACUCCAACACUCAUUAUUAUCGGAGAGCCUCAGAGACUUCUCUGGAUCCCCCAAAAGGAGAGGCCUGGGAUCCUUCUAGAGAAUCCCUCAGUCAGGCCCCCAAGUGGGCACUCAUUGGCUAGCUCCUGGGGGAAAUUGGAGAGUUAAGAAUAGGGCA
Molecule: messenger RNA, 3510 nt
Organism: Echinops telfairi (small Madagascar hedgehog)
Lineage: Eukaryota; Metazoa; Chordata; Mammalia; Afrosoricida; Tenrecidae
Gene: IQSEC3
Product: IQ motif and Sec7 domain ArfGEF 3
Exons: 14
Coding region: 6-3134 (1042 amino acids)
Biological process (GO): actin cytoskeleton organization; regulation of ARF protein signal transduction
Molecular function (GO): protein binding; guanyl-nucleotide exchange factor activity
Source: RefSeq, a predicted model, not a curated record